AUGGAGAGAAUCGAUAUCCACACCCACUGCGUACCACCCUCUUAUCGCGAGUAUUGCCUACAGAGCGACUUCGCGGGCAGAGGUCACCCAGAUGGAAUGCCCGCAAUCCCAGAAUGGAGUCCCGAAGCACACAUCGAACUAAUGAACCAGCUGAAAAUCAAGAAAUCAGUUCUGAGCAUGUCCUCUCCAGCAACACAUUUAACCCCGGGAAAUGACGAAGAAGGCCGAUCUGUAACCCGACGGGCCAACAUCGACAUGUCCAAAAUCUGCGCCGAUCACCCAACCCACUUCCUCUUCUUCGCGUCUCUCCCCCUCCCAGACGUGGAAGGCUCCCUUGCAGAAAUAGACUAUGCACUGGACCAUCUUGGCGCAGUGGGGUUUCAGAUUCUGACCAAUUCGCAUGGCAUCUACCCGGGUGAUCAGCGCUUUACCCGGGUUUUUGACAAAUUGAGUGCGCGAAAGACCAUCGCCUUCUUUCACCCAACUACAUGUCUCAUCCGGCACGAUGAUGACUCCCUGGAGAAGGUUGUACUGCUUCCUGGGGUCUCGGCGCCUAUUAUGGAGUUUAUGUUCGAUUCGACCAGGGCACUUAUGAGUCUGCUUACGUCUGGGACUGUUGACCGCUGUCCUGGAAUUACAUUCGUGGCUUGCCAUUGUGGUGCGACUUUUCCUCCGAUUAUGGAGAGGAUCGCGGAGUUUUCGUCCAUGAUUCCCGGUCCAGGGGAUGGGAUUAGUGGGGAGAGGAUUAAGCAGCUGUUGCAGACGCGUUUCUAUUUUGAUCUUGCGGGUGUGCCAUUCCCGGAUCAGAUUCAUGGUCUUCUGCGGCUGGUUGAUUCGUCUAGAUUUCUGUAUGGGAGUGAUUACCCCUAUACCCCAGCAGCGUUGGCUGAGUCUCUGGCUAAGAGAGUGGAUGAUGGAUUGCAGAGUGUAUUUGGAUCGGAGACAACGAAACGAAUUUUGUUCCAUAAUGCACAGGAUCUUCUUAGGGAAACGACUGAGUAG
Molecule: messenger RNA, 1002 nt
Organism: Penicillium psychrosexuale
Lineage: Eukaryota; Fungi; Ascomycota; Eurotiomycetes; Eurotiales; Aspergillaceae
Product: amidohydrolase family protein
Exons: 2
Coding region: 1-1002 (333 amino acids)
Biological process (GO): secondary metabolic process
Cellular component (GO): cytosol; cytoplasm
Molecular function (GO): carboxy-lyase activity; hydrolase activity
Source: RefSeq, a predicted model, not a curated record